AGAGAGAGAGGAGGAGUGAACGUCCCGGUUCAAACAGACAUCGGCCUGAGAGGAGAGAAGAAGAAGAAGAGAGCACCGGACUCAGAGAGAGAGAGGGGGAGAGAGAGAAAGAGAGAGAGAGUGAAAGAGAGAGAGCGCGCGAGCGAGCGAGAGAGAGAGAGAGAGAGAGAGAGAGGAGAGAGUGGAAGACUGACAGGCGUCACGGAAACUAGAUGAACCGAAGAGUCGAUAUGAGCGGUCAGUUUGAGGAAGAUAUCCACGACCGGGGCGAGAGGAAGAGUAAAUCCCCGACGCUGCUCUCCUCUUACUGCAUAGACAGCAUUCUGGGCCGCCGGAGUCCCUGUAAGGUCCGACUGAUAGGGGCGCAAAGUUUGACGGGUCUGCCCGGCAGAGUGGAGCUCGACAAAACGGCUGACAGGCCAACGAAAGACCCCCUUUCUCUGAGCGCUGACAUGCACCUGCCACCCAAGCUCCGCCGGCUGUACGGAGCCGGGGGGAAGUACCUGCACGACCACGCGGAGACGCUGGAAAGGGAGCGGCUCCUCAUGGAGCAAGCCAGCGACAGCCUCAAAAUCAGCCACGCGCCGCAGGUGAGCAUCAGCCGCAGCAAGUCCUACCGGGAGAACGCGUCGCUGAGCCGGGGAGAGGGCGACCAGAGCCCCGGGGAGGGCUCGGAGGACGGCAGCCUGGGACUGGUGGAGCUCGGCCCGUUGAAGUUCGAGGAGGAAGCAGGGAAGGAGGAGGAGAGCAGCGGGGACGCGGCCGCUCUGUCCCCGAAGGACGAGGAGAGGGAGAGCUUGAACGCCGGGGAUGGGGACGUGAGGGACGGGGAGGACAGCGUGUGUCUGUCGGCGGGCAGUGACUCGGAGGAAGGAAUGCUGAAACGGAAGCAGAGAAGAUACAGGACUACCUUCACCAGUUACCAGCUGGAGGAGCUGGAGAGGGCUUUCCAGAAGACACACUACCCCGACGUCUUCACCAGAGAAGAGCUCGCGAUGCGUCUAGAUCUUACCGAGGCCCGUGUCCAAGUUUGGUUUCAGAACCGCAGGGCCAAGUGGAGGAAGCGCGAAAAGGCCGGGGUGCAGGCCCACCCGUCGGGCAUGCCGUUCCCGGGCCCCCUUACAGCGGGACACCCUCUCAGCCACUACCUGGACGGGGGGCCCUUCCCCCCUCACCACCAUCCUGCCCUCGAGUCCGCCUGGACAGCUGCUGCAGCUGCAGCCGCGGCCUUCCCGGGCCUGGCCCCUCAACACCACAACGGCUCUGCUCCACCACUGGCCACCCAACUCGGCCUGGGCACUUUCCUGGGCACGGCUGCCAUGUUCCGCCACCCUGCCUUCAUUGGACCCACUUUUGGCAGGCUCUUCUCCGGUAUGGGUCCCCUGUCCAGUGCUUCCACCGCUGCAGCUCUCCUCCGUCAGCCCGCCCCUCCUGUAGAGAACCUCUCCCACGCGGGCCCAGUCCUUCCUGACCCUUCCUCCUCUUCCUCCUCCCCCUCAUCCGCAGCCGCAGCCGACCGCAGGGCCUCCAGUAUCGCCGCGCUGCGCCUCAAGGCCAAGGAACACUCGGCUCAGCUUACCCAGCUUAACAUCCUGCCUACUGGAACCGCAGGGAAGGAGGUGUGCUGAACACACAACACCAGCUCUAGGCCUCCCUGUCCCGGGCUUACAUCCCAUUCCAUGACACCCUCGUCCCCCUCCUAAAACCCUUUCAUACCUCUGGAGGCUGAUGUCCUGAUGUCCCCCUGUUCAACCAUCCCUGUUACCCCACGUUUCCCCAACAAAAUAGCACGACCAAAUUCAAGAGCACUGGCUUCAAAAAGUGUUUGUGUGUGUGUGUGUAUGUGUGUGUGUCUGCUAUUGUUACACUCCAUACACACAACUUUCUGAAUUUACUGUUUACUUUCUGAACAGUCCAGAAAAUUCCAUAUUUUCACUAAAAGAGCAAUUACAAUAUUCUGAAAAGAUGACAUUAAAAAAAAGAAAAUAUUUCUUAAUAUGUCUUCACACUUUGACCAUAAAUGAAAUCACAGUAUCACACAGUAUAUGUAGAUAGCUUUUUAAGACUGUGUGCCACACGCAUACACAGCAAAAAUACUAAAUACACACAGUGCCAGUGGUGGAAUGUAACAAAGUGUAUUUACUCAAGUACUGUAUUUGAGGUACUUGUACUUCAGUAUUUCCAUUUUAUGCUAAUUUUUACUUCACUACAUUUCAGAUUUGUAGUUUUUACUCUACAUUGCAUUCUGGAUUUUACACACAACACACAUGAAAUUAUAAAGAGUAUUAAGAGUAUUUUAAAAAGUAAAAUAUCCAGCAGACCAACUUCAACUGUGACAUGCCACUUAAACAUUAACGCAUUAAUUCAAAUAAUUCAGUAAAUAUACUUUGUUAAUUCAGUGAGCAAUGUCCCACAUUUCUUCUGCAUUGAACUUGUAUAUUUUGCUUCUCAUUUUUCUGUAUUUUAAAUUUAGUAAAAUUAAUUCAAAAAGCAUUACUCUACUUUUAAUUAAGUAUAGGAUCUGUCAUGGCGUGCCACACACACACACACACACACACACACACACACACGCACACACACGCACGCACGC
This is a messenger RNA of Cyclopterus lumpus (lumpfish), 2590 nucleotides long. RefSeq names its product aristaless related homeobox a (gene arxa). The record is from RefSeq and is a predicted model, not a curated record. NCBI's taxonomy places the organism in Eukaryota, Metazoa, Chordata, Actinopteri, Perciformes, Cyclopteridae. Gene Ontology annotation, molecular function: RNA polymerase II transcription regulatory region sequence-specific DNA binding; DNA-binding transcription factor activity, RNA polymerase II-specific. Bases 213 to 1628 code for a protein of 471 amino acids. Gene Ontology annotation, biological process: regulation of transcription by RNA polymerase II. The transcript is spliced from 5 exons.